AUGAGUGACAAUUUAGAGAAGCGGAGUGCUAAAGAAAAACAAAAAUCUACGUGGAGUAAAGAAUUAGAUAAGAAGAAACGAAGAAAAGGUGGUAAGUGUUGUAGUGUUAUUAUUGAAAGUGGGAGUACUAAUAUUUUGGUAUCUAAGAAGAUGGUAGAGAAGAUUGGAUUGCAGAGGCUUAAGCACCCUUGUCCUUACAAGGUAAAAGCGCCAAUGUCUGUACCAUCAUUUAUAAAAGUUUUCAGCAUAUCUGGUGUUGUGGUAGGGGUAAUUCUUGUAUUCAGCUUCUUCGUCCGGAAGUACAAAAAAGCGUCGACAACUUCCUCUUCACGAUCAACUGUACAUAGAGUCGGGAAAGAUGAUACUCGACAACAGCCUCAUUCAGAUGAGUCCUCCAAACUGCAAAUAGUGUCUCACAGAGCAACACCUAUUCAUAACCCAAUUCAUGACAUGCAUGAACUAGUGCCUACACAUAUCUAUGCAAACCUCACACCUGAACAGAUAGCUUAUAUCAAAAGCUGUUGCCAAGAGUCUCAGCGAAUUGGGGAAGGAAGCUUUGCACGAGUUUAUAGGGGCAUCUUCCAAGGUAAAGAUCUCGCUAUAAAGAAAAUAGAACACAGAUCCCCUGACACAAAAUUAUGGGUGGAGAAUGAAGUUGAACUUCUGCAUAUAAAGGAGCACAUAAACAUAAACAGGCUGUAUGCUUGGUGUAUAGAAGAAAAUAUAUCCUACUUGGCCUACAUAUAUAUAGAUGGAUGUUCUCUGGAUGACUAUUUGAGAGGAAAUUGUAUAGGAUUUUCCUACAGUUGGAAGCAAAGCUUUGGAAUGAUAAUGGGUAUAGCCAGGGGAAUCGAAUUCUUACACUUGAAUAAAAUUAUUCAUGUCGAUAUCAAGCCUCAAAAUAUUAUGGUGGAUGCUAAUGAUAACGAGGCAAAGCUUGUUGAUUUUGGGUUCGCUAGGCAUGCAGAUUGGGAGGGCACGCACAGGUCAACUGAUAAAAUAAUAGGUACUAAAGGCUACUGGGCUCCAGACUAUUGCUGGAAUAACAGGCUCUCUUAUAAACAAGAUGUUUAUAGCUUUGGGAUUGUUGUGUUGGAGAUGAUAACAGGGCACAGACAUGUUGAUCAAGCACGAAGUUCCAGUGAGUUCCAUAUUCCAGAUUAUGUACGACACAUGAUAGAGAAAAACCGUUUUGAGGAAGCUGUAGAUCGUAAGCUUAAACAGGAUGGGUGGGAUAGCUAUGCUUUAGAAGAAGCCUUGGCUGUUGCAAACAUAGCUCUCAGAUGUGCUCGCUUUGAUAAGGCCGAGCGACCUGAUAUGAAUCAUGUUGUUACAGAGCUCAGUUCGGUGAUGAGCAGCGCCCACAACCAUAUUGGCAUUGAACGGAAAGAAGAAGAGAUUACAAUUAUAUAG
Molecule: messenger RNA, 1413 nt
Organism: Cryptomeria japonica (Japanese cedar)
Lineage: Eukaryota; Viridiplantae; Streptophyta; Pinopsida; Cupressales; Cupressaceae
Product: probable serine/threonine-protein kinase At1g01540
Exons: 4
Coding region: 1-1413 (470 amino acids)
Biological process (GO): protein phosphorylation
Molecular function (GO): ATP binding; protein kinase activity
Source: RefSeq, a predicted model, not a curated record